Molecule: messenger RNA, 1473 nt
Organism: Humulus lupulus (European hop)
Lineage: Eukaryota; Viridiplantae; Streptophyta; Magnoliopsida; Rosales; Cannabaceae
Product: seed lectin subunit I-like
Exons: 5
Coding region: 1-1473 (490 amino acids)
Molecular function (GO): ATP binding; carbohydrate binding
Source: RefSeq, a predicted model, not a curated record
AUGAAGGCAAAUCCUGAUGAACAUGUUAUUGAUACUUGGAAAGAUAGCCAUUUGAGAAAAUCGACAAAAGAAAAAAUGACGGAAGAGCUUGAGAGGGCACGACUUCAAAGCCAGUCUCAAGGACCGACGGAGGGAUCUGAAACUGAAUCUGCUACUGAAUCCUCGUCGAUCGAUCAGUACGAGAUUAUGAGUAAAGUACUAAUAAUAUUUCUGUUAAUAAUCUUCUAUGUCAUUCUCAACCAAGCUUCUAUGAUCAUGAGCUCCAUUGUUGAGACUAAUGAUGAUGAUCCCAAGAUGACUUUCUUUUCCUUUCCUUCUUUCAACCCGGAGAGUUGCAUAAACGGUGAUCUUCUUUGCAUGGGCUCAGUGAGCAUAGGCAACACUACUAAUUAUGGCCAUUAUUAUUUAAACCUCACACCGGAGCCGCCACCGCCCAAUUCAACGACGACUCAUCCGACGGCUAAGGACAAGAUUGGCCGAGUCUUGUAUAGACAGCCUGUGGUUGCAUGGCCAGCAAUGAUCUCUACCACCUUCACAGUUAGGAUUUCUCCCUUCCCAAACUCUAGUGUUUCAGGCGACGGAAUAGCAUUUGUUUUCGCUCAAGAUAACAAACCUUCUCCUCCUCGUAGCUUUGGCUCCUAUCUUGGACUCCUUGAUAGAUCAACUCAAGGUGGUGUGAUUCAACAAUUAGCAGUAGAGCUAGACACUUACAUGAAUGAAUUCGACAUAGAUGGAAACCACAUGGGAAUAGUCACAACCAGCAUAAUCAACCCUGUUAUCGAAAAGAGCCUAAACAGCACAGGAAUCGAACUCAAAAGUGGAAGAGAUAUCAAGGUUAAGAUUGACUACGAUGGUUUGGACGAAAUACUCUCCGUUUACGUUGGUUACUCUGAGAACCCACUUGUCAGCUUUUUCAACCGUUCGAUCACCAUAUCUGAUAAAGUUCCAAGAUCAGUUUACGUGGGUUUUACAGCUUCUACCGGGACAUUACCAGAAACCCACCAGAUCCUUGAUUGGGUUUUCACAUCAGUGCCAUUGACCACGUCUUUUGUGGCCCAGGACUACAAGAAUAGUAUUAUUAAGACCAUACUGGUUAUAACUAUUCCAGUUUCAAUUGUCUUGUCGAUUGUAUUAAGUGGUGUAUUUGUAUUGGUUUUGAGAUUGUUUUUGAAGAGGAACAAUGAUAAUAAGAAGAAUAGAGAAGACAUAGAGAGUAGGUCAAGAUCAGCUGCAAAUGUGCCCAAAAUGUUCACCUAUAAAGAGCUUUCGAAAGCCACUCAUGGCUUCAGUAGGGAGAAUCUACUAGGCACAGGUGGGUUUGGAAGCGUUUACAAGGGAACCAUAAUACUUGAUCAUCAACCUCAAAGUCAAACCAUUGCUGUUAAAAAGAUUUCCUCAACAUCCAAACAAGGUUUGCCUUGUCUUGCCCUCAUCUUCUAUUUAUUUUAUGAGUGUUGUUAUUUGGCAACUUAA